Centruroides sculpturatus (bark scorpion) is the source of this 918-nucleotide messenger RNA. Its product is annotated as bromodomain-containing protein 4-like. The transcript is spliced from 2 exons. Lineage: Eukaryota; Metazoa; Arthropoda; Arachnida; Scorpiones; Buthidae. The record is from RefSeq and is a predicted model, not a curated record. Bases 1 to 918 code for a protein of 305 amino acids.
AUGGUAUGGCAUAUGAGACAUAAAGAGGAAGAAUGGCUACCAUGUAUACUAAUGAAAUGGAGAAUACAGAGAAUGAAAAGAUCCGAGAAAACAUGGGAAGGGGAUGAAAAGAAGCACGAGACAAUGUGGCAUGACAAAGAGAGCUCCUCAUCAUCAGUCCUAACAUAUCGAUNGCAACCAAAAAAUGGUCCAAAGCGUUCUAGUGAUAAUUUUGAUGAUCAGGGUGUUCGUACUUAUUAUCCUGCAAAUAAUGGUGGUAAUUAUGCUCCACAACAGCAACAACAAGUGCAAAUACAACAACAACCUGUCAAUCCACCCAAGUCCUACUAUAAUCAGCAUCAUUUGCCGCAAAAACAUCAGCCACAACCUCACUUUCCAUCGGCAAGACCUCAACAACAUCACUCUCCACCACCGCCACCACAACAACAACAGUAUGCUCCGCCGCCACCACAUUUGAGGCCACAUCAUCCUCCGCCCAAUUUUGAGCAGAGCCAUGGAUAUAUACCAAAGCAAGCAUCGCAACAAGCAGUGCCUUACUUCCAUCAACCUGAACAACUGCCUCCACAGCAUCCGCCUCCCGCUGCAAUUCAUAAACCAAAUCGUGAAGCUCAAGGAUACGAUUCUAAUCGAUGGGGGAGUGUCGAAGACGGUGGAUACGGUCAAGGAUAUGAAGCACCCAAGGGAGUGACUAUAACAUUUGGAUCUAAUCAGGGUGGCUACGGAGGAUCAGAUUAUCAUUCCCAUGGCGGCCAUCACGUAGAACCAUUUAGUGUGAUCAAAAGUUUAUUCUUACCAUUUUUGCCUAAACCAAAAGUGAAUUUAAACGGUCGUGUAGUUUUUGGCGUGGUGCUAGAAAAAGGAGUGGGUUUAGGAGGAAAUAAAGGUGAAGGAGGUGUAUCUGUAGGAGGAUAUCAUUAA